Molecule: messenger RNA, 916 nt
Organism: Drosophila serrata
Lineage: Eukaryota; Metazoa; Arthropoda; Insecta; Diptera; Drosophilidae
Source: RefSeq, a predicted model, not a curated record
AAACAAGGAUAACGUUAACAUUACCAAAUAAUGGCAUUCAAGGUAUUCCUCUGUGUGGUUCUGCUGGCGAUCGCCGUUCAGGCCAAACCCGGUGGUCCUGCCGCCUAUUCGAUCAGUGCCCCCAGCGUGGAUCAUGCCUCCGUGGGCAGCACACAGGAGCACACGGUGAAGGGUCAUUAUGGACAGUCCUCGCAAUCGGAUUAUGCCAGCCAAGUGCAGACAGCUCACUCCCAGUCCCAUGUCCAGCGAUCGAGUAUCAGCAAUGAUGCCGGUCUGGCUCCCGUUGCCGCUCAUGGUUAUGCAGCUGCUCCGGCUCAUGCCAUCGCUGCUGCUCCUGCCUACUCCCUUGGAUUGGGUCACACAGCUCCUGCCCAGAUCCAAGUCCAGGGCUUGGCCUAUGCCAGUCAUGCCCACGCCCCUGUCUAUGGAGGACACUAUGCGGCCACGGCACCUGCUCUCCAGAUCUCCGGACUGGGACACAGUGUGGGACAUCUGGGUGGUGGACUGGGACACAGCGUGGGACACCUGGGACUGGGCGGCUAUGGUGGCUAUGGAGGCUAUCUCCAUGGUGGCUAUAGCUCCUAUGCUGCUGCUCCUGCCCAGAUCUCGCAUGGAUACCAAAUUGCCGCCGCUCCAGCUCCGGCUCCCGUUGUGAAGUACACUGCCGCUCCGGCCUACGCUCCCGGAAUCAUUGGACACGGCAUCGGGCUGGCCGCCCCCGCCUAUGCUGCUCCCGCCUACGCCGCCCCCGCAUAUGCCACGCACCUGGCCGCUCCCGUGGUGAAGGCCGCCGUUGCCGCACCCGCCCUGGUACACACAUCGGUCUCUGGCCAUGGCAUUCACUAUGGCUACUAGAAGCCAUAAUGGGAAGGGGACAGGCACUGGAACUGGAACUGGGAUGGGUGUCCGGGUUGGC